AGCUGCUGUCUUAAAUGAGUCGGCAAGAAAUCGUGACGCAAGGGUUCAAAGGAAGCAGUCCCAAAUAGGAUGCGUCCUUGCUAUUUUGGGAAAGACUAUGUCAGGUAUACUGACGAAGUCCAGUGAUACUUCUGAAAUACUUCGUCUUCUUACAGACGCGACAAAGCUUCUUUCAGACUCGCAUCACUUGGAGACCGAAACGAGACGAUUUCUCGUCACCCCAAUGGUUGAUAAGACUUUUAUAGAGCCCUUCAAGGAUCGAAAACGGGACUGUCAUCUGUUUGGUGAAAAAUUAGGCGAGUUUAUUAAAUCUUCGCGUGGAAUACAGAAUACAGGAAAGUUAAUCCAAUCUGCAGCUUCAGCGAGCACUUUAAACUACAAGGGCCCGCCGUCACGCCAGCAAUAUCACCGCAGCGCUCGUGCGCAGUCAAGACGCGGCGGCGGGAACAAGCCGAUAUCGAACUAUCGCCGUCGCGGGGCAGCGCAGACGCCGGGGACGUCGCGCGCGCCGAAUGUGGCGACCCACCACCCGCCCGCUGUACCACGCCACAAGCAAGCGGGAGCAGCAACCACAGCCAACACGAAGCAGUAGCCUCACAGGGAAGUUCAUCCGCUGCAUCGACGCCUUUCCCUGGUGGCGACUAUAUUAUCCGGGAAGCCUUCGCUCGAAUAAAAGUCCCACGUUCGGCUUUGACUGUAAUGCUCUCCUCCAUUUCGGUGAGGACGAAGAUACAAUAUACAUCUAGCUUUAAACAGUGGUGGUUGUACUGUAGCGAUAGGGGACUAGAUCCAUUCCUGAUUGAAGUAUAUGAUUUGUUAGAUUUCUUAUCACAAUGUUUAUCAAGGGGUUCCAAUUAUGGAACAUUAAACAAUCAUCGUUCUGCUUUAUCAUUUAUUUCCGGAAAUAAUAUAGGACAAGACGAACGUGUCAAAAGAUUCUUUAGGGGUGUGUUUAAAUUGAAGCCAUCCUUCCCUAGGUAUAACUGUACGUGGAACCCUAAUAUUGUGCUCAAUUAUCUUUCUGAUUUAUAUCCUAAUGAGAAUUUAACUUUGGAAAAAUUAAGUAAAAAAUUGGUUAUGUUACUGGCUUUGUCUACUGGCCAACGAUGUCAAACGCUUUCAUUGAUUAGAAUACCGAAUAUUAUGAUAAAUCAAAAUGAAGUAAAGAUCACUAUUACAGAUUUAAUCAAGACAUCAGGAAUAGGUAAAUCUCAACCAGUACUUGAUCUGCCUUUUUUCCGCCAGCGCCCUGCAGUUUGUCCUGCAGAGACUUUAAUAACCUACUUGAAUGUUACAUCUUCUAAUAGAGGUCAUGUCGAUAACAAAUUGAUUUUAACUUUUAAAAAGCCGUUUCACGCUGCAUCUCCUCAAACAAUUGGGCGAUGGAUAAAACAGACUUUGACUGCUAGUGGCAUCGACACUGCAAUAUUUUGUGCUCAUAGCACUCGACAUGCAUCUUCUUCAGCUGCACAUCAAGCAGGAAUCAGUGUCGACGUCAUUAGGAGAACUGCUGGUUGGUCAGACCAAUCUGCCAUAUUUGCUAAUUUUUACAAUAGACCAUUCACUGAAAGUAACUGUGAAUUUGCUAAUGCUGUACUAAAUCAAUAAGGAAGCUAUGUACUUUGUUUGGUUAAGUUAUAGAAG
Messenger RNA from Pectinophora gossypiella (pink bollworm), 1644 nucleotides. RefSeq lists its product as uncharacterized. The transcript is spliced from 2 exons. NCBI's taxonomy places the organism in Eukaryota, Metazoa, Arthropoda, Insecta, Lepidoptera, Gelechiidae. The record is from RefSeq and is a predicted model, not a curated record. The coding region runs from base 700 to 1608 and encodes 302 amino acids. Gene Ontology annotation, biological process: DNA recombination; DNA integration. Gene Ontology annotation, molecular function: DNA binding.